AUGGCCGAGAAACAGCCACCCCUGCUGACUACAGCUGGCAUGUCCUGUCAAUACUUCUAUAGUAGAAGAACCCCAGCUGUAAAAAAAAUAUGAUGAUAUCCUGUAACAUCUAAGGAAGGAUAUUAUCCAUUUGGAAUUGAAAAUUUCAUGUCCAAUUUGUAGAAAAUUACAAUUAAGCAUGUGUCCAACUGAGUGGACAUCAUGCAUCACCCAGUAUUUUUUUUAACAGGAGUCAUGUAAUUGCUCCUCUGUUACUUGUGGCUGUUUUGGUUAUAAAUCAGUGUAUACAAUGUAAUUAGUGUGUAACAGUGACGAAGAGUGGCUGCCAGAGAAGAAUAGACAUGUAGGAGCUGAGGAUGAUGGAGAUACAGACAGUCAGGGUGCAGAAAGGGUAGAUGCCUAUAGUCAAGUGGAUGAGGACCAGGAUGAUGAGAGGCAGGAUGCAGGGGAAGGUCAGCAUGAUCAGGGAGCUGUGGAAAAUGGGCACAUGACACCUGACCAUUCUCAAGCUCGCAAAAAUAUCUGGAAAGUCCAAGACAAUCACUUUGAUAGAGAUUUGCCUCCUUUUCUAGGAGAGUGGAAAUUCAAUGUGGAGGGAAGAGAGCCUAUAGACUUCUCCAGACAUCUGUUUCCAGAAGAUCUCAUUGAUGAUAUAGUGAAAAACACCAACUCUUAUGCUCCCCAGAAAGGGAAAGAAAAUGUGGCAGUGACAGGAGAAGAGAUGCAGACUUUUUUAGGGAUCAACAUGAUCAUGGGGUACAUUCGUUAUCCCAGGGCACACAUGUACUGGUCUAGUGAGGAUGGCCUUCGUCUAGGGAUGAUUGCAAAUGCCAUGUCUGUAAACAGAUAUGAGCAAAUCCUGUGCUCAUAUAAAGCCUGUGUGCCAUUGUGCCCUGGAUGCUUUGCCAACUUUCAUACAUCCUAG
Messenger RNA from Xyrichtys novacula (pearly razorfish), 925 nucleotides. Lineage: Eukaryota; Metazoa; Chordata; Actinopteri; Labriformes; Labridae. The record is from the annotation of a GenBank genome assembly.